UACAGAGAACAAACGAGCAAUCUGUAAUGAGCCACCAUCCUUAUGUCCUAUGAAUAGGCAUGUACUUUUUUAGGCGAGAACGCUGUCGUAUCUGAGGCAUUCAAAAAUCAUCCUCCUUAACCCUCAUCGCGACCAAUCAACCAGAAGAAUGGCUGCUACGUCAUAAUGGAGUUAAAUGACGCAUUCAAAUGAUUGUGCACGACACAUAAAAGCAGAGCAAAUACAUUAGUGUACACAAUUUCUCUGGACAAGCUCACAACAGCUCAAGCUCGGUCGAAUGCUUCUACAGACGCCGCACAGUUGAUAGAAGUUGAGUAUAGGGAAGAAGAUUACGAUGGUUUUCAAUUUAGCUAAAAUUGCUCUAAUCUUCUUCACUGGUGUUUUUAAUAUAUCAGGACGAACUAUCCUGUCGACACAAACAAAUCGCGAUGAAGUCAGCAAGAUGCAGCUCAAUAGCUUGACAGAGCAAAUGGAAACUGGCGAUGGUAGGAUUCCAGUUCGAAAAAGGAGGAACGUGAGGCAAAGACGAGAAUUCCUUUGGAGAACAGGAAUAGUGCCAUACGAAAUAUCAUAUCGUUUAAGAGAUGAAGCACAUCUUAUUCGUGACGCGAUUGAGGAGAUAGAGAGUAAAUCCUGUUUAGAAUUUGUAAAAAGGAAAUCCAGCGAUGAAAAUUGGAUUAGAUUUGAGAUGGGAGAAGGAUGCUCUUCAAGUGUUGGUAAAUCAUAUUGGAGGAUGGGUGCACAAACAAUAAUUUUAGAUAUGCCAUGUUUAGAAAAGGGGACCAUUCUUCACGAAAUUAUGCAUGCACUUGGUUUCUGGCAUGAACACUCGAGGCCUGAUAGAGACAAAUACAUAGAAAUUUUUUGGGAAAAUAUAGACCCAGUUAAUGAAAUUAACUUUGAAAAAUUUGAUAAUCACGAAGUCGACACACUAGGGAUACAGUACGAUUUAAAGAGCAUUAUGCAUUAUGGGAAUGAUGCCUUCUCUAAGAAUUACAAGCACACUUUAAAGGCAAUUGAAGAUCAGUCGAUAAGCCUGGGCAACACGAAAGGCCUCAGUGAUUUGGAUGUGGUUAAAUUAAAUGCUCUGUAUGACUGUGCAAAACUGACAAAAGGAAAGAAAAAAAUGAACUACAUGAGCAACUGGUCGCAAUGGUCUUCUUGUGAUGGUGGAUGUCGUAAAAAGCGUCAAAGAUUUUGUAAAUCAACAAACCUUAGCAAAUGCAAACGGGCCAACAAGCAUGGAGUGGAGACAGAGAUGAAUCUUUGCACAAUAGCAGAAUGUUUGGCACCAAUUGAUGGUCACUGGGGGCGAUGGUCAUCCUGGUCAUCUUGUUCUUCUACGUGUGGACGUGGUGUGAGAACGAGGAGACGACGCUGUACUGAUCCAGCCCCGAAAUUUGGCGGUAAAGAUUGCCAAGGACCAAUUGAAGACUUGGCCUUGUGUAAAAGGCAUACCAGAUGUGACCUUGGUCCAUAUGACUGCGACUUUGAAAAUGGUAUUUGUAGCUGGAUUAAUGAGUCAGGUAGCUACUAUUUUCAAUGGCAGCGACGAGUGGGCGAAACUCCAUCAAGGAGCACUGGGCCAAGUGGCGAUCAUACAUCUGGGAAAGGCCACUAUCUUUACACCGAGGCAUCGUAUCCUGCAAGAAGGGGCAUGAAGGCACGAUUCAUAAGCCCUACAAUCUAUCCAGAACCUGGCAAUGACAAGAGGUGCUUAACAGUUUGGUACAAUCUGCAUGGAGCGACUAUUGGGACAUUACGCUUGUUAAAGAAAGAUAACUCUGUAAGAGGCGAAAAAACUCUUUGGCAAAUAAAGGGGAACCGGGGUGACAAGUGGAAGCAAUUGAAAUUGACAGUAGGAAACGAAAGGCCUUUUAAGAUGAUAUUGGAAGCAACUCAUCCAGGGAGCUAUUUGAGUGACAUUGCUAUUGACGAUAUCAAGAUUGCAAACGGGGCAUGCCAAAAAGCCACUGUCUGCACCAAAAUAGAGCCUCUUGGUCUUGCUAAAGGUCUCAUUGAAGAUGACAAGCUGCUGGCAACGACCAUGAAGGAUGUUGCUCAUAGCCCAGCCUACGCAAGACUGAAAAACGACAGUGCAUGGUGUGCGGGCAGGAACUCCUUACCUAUACGAACUUACCUUCGGGUUGACCUUGGCCGUGAAAUGAACGUUGUUUCUAUUGCAACCCAAGGCUUCAAAAAUUUGAACAGCUGGGUAAAAGAAUAUCAACUGUACCACAGGAAAGGUUAUGGAAAAUGGCAUAAAAUAGCAGUGAAUGGAAAGCCAAUAAUCUUCGCUGGCAAUAGCGAUGCAGAAUCAAUCUCGAAGAAUGUCUUCCCAGAGCCAGUAGUGGCGAGAUACAUCGGAAUCAAUCCACUGAAAUGGAGCAAUACGCUUUGCUUGAGGCUUGAACUUUACGGAUGCCCUGUUAAUGAUGAAAAUACAAAUGGCUUUUCAUAACUGUGGUGCCCUAAGUACUAGAAUUGCAGGCGUCCCAUUUAGGAAUCAUAUUGGCAAUGGUUGAAUAUACAGUUAUGCUCGGAGGCCUUUAAGUGCAUAUUAGGGCGGUCAAGUCGACGAGUUAAAAAAUUGAGCAAUCGUACGCAAUCGGACCUAAAGCAAACUUUUACACAGGUACCUUAUUCUUGAAUGAGUUGAAUUGAAGAAACUAUCCGUUGAAACAAAUACUCAACGAGCUAGUUUGUUUCAACGGACAUGGCACUUUCAACAAAUCAAUAAUGCUGGAGAGAUGCAUUGCAUGGAACAAUGCCAUUUUCUGGUUUAUCAUUCUUGAUCCAUUUUCUCGCAUUUACGGGACUUCUAGACUGGCAUUACAAUGAUGCUAGAUAAGUGCCUGUUUCAUCCUGCACUCGAGUCUUUUUCUCAUUUGAUGUUCCCUUUCGAGUCCAAACUAUCAAUCUAUCAGAAGCUGUUGCCCCCCCCCCCGAUUUUUGAUCCGAAGUGCUUCAUGUACGAUGAACAUCAACUAGUACCAUAGCAUAUACAUAAUUGAAUAUAGUUAAAAGUUUAAAGUGAAUCCCAGGCAUUCAAUUGUAUAAAGUAUUAUUUUUCAUCAAUCGAAUUGAUAGACACAUUUCAGUGCCGUCGGAACGAAAUUCAUAUUGGGGGGGGGGGGGGGGCUGCCCAUUGUUUUGCUUUUCGUUCUUUACACUGAUGUUAUUAAGAGAAAAAAAUACAGUUUUACAAUUUUGGGGGGCCCUACAGCUUCCGCUUCCGACGGCCCUGCAUUUAAAUCAUACACGAUAGAGGAAUUAUGUGUUGAAAAAUGAUUGCUCUUCGGCCUAGUCGUUUUUCUUAAAAAUUCCACAUAUUGCACCCAGAAUUCAAGGUGAGCUUAGCAAAGAAUAAACUUGCUGAAAUGGGUUUUAAGUUAGAUUUGUAAAAAAGAUCGUAAAGGCCGAGAUAUGAAUUAUUUUGAUCUCUUGUUUAUUCAAAGAAUGGAUAGAUAAUCAGGUUCUUUUCUAGAAAAAAAAUAAUAAUAUAGAUGUAGUACAUUAGCGUUAUUUCAGCUAAUUCUAGUGCAUAUCUAUGCUAAGAAAAAUGGAACUGUAGUUAAACAAUUUACAAUGUCGUUCAUUUUUCUAUUUUUAUUUUGAAUUGUGAAUUUCUAGCUACUAGAUAUGUUUGUGCAAUGUUAUGCAUAGAAAUAAAAUGUUAUGCAGAAGCUCUUUAACUUGAGAAAAUAGUGGAAAUUGAGGGAACCAUAUGUCUUCUGUGGCAAGGAGGAGUGCCGUUCAACUGCAGUAGAUCUCCAAUUUUUGUUUACUCCUUCUUUUACAAAAACCUUUCGAUAUUUCAUUGUCCGUGGCAAUUAUUGGAUUAAACUUUGAGCUCUGCAUAACUUUGAGCUCUGAAUCACAAAUGACCUUUAAGUCUUCUAAGAAGAAUUAGGCACGAUGGUUUUAUAACUCGAAUUUAGCAAUCUAAGACAUUGCCUGCAAAGGAGAAACUUUUACCCGUGAUUUUUAAACAAAAUUCUAUUGUAAAUUGUAAUAGGCUGCUACUAAGGGCAUUUGAAUUGGUGGGGGGUUCGGGGGGCUUGACCAGCCCUCCCCUCUAACGAUUCCCAAAGAGUUUUGAAUGCAAUAAAAUCUCUUCUUUUCUCUCCCGCUCUAUCUGCAUGGACAUAUAAUCAGGAUACUUAUUCGUCGAUUUGCUGCAGUAUGUCUUUAUUACGUCGUAGCUUAAGAGAAAGUAGAUAUUAUUAAAAAAACGUGUAAGAAAUGUAAAUUGCUAACUCAUAGACUUUCUGCUUGGUUUCGAAGUUAAAAAAAAUUCUGUGAUGUAUUGCAUAUAUUUAUUACAGAGGAUUAUUUUAUGAACAAUUAUCGCUAUGCCGUUGUUUUGUUUGCAUUGGAACUGAAACACGCUUUUUAUUGUCCAUUUCCUUGCAUCCUCGAUACUAAAUUGGUUGAGAUAACUACGUUGAUAAAUAUCAAAGGAAUGAGAGUUUUUGUUUUAAGCUGUUGGAAUCCAAUUUCAA
Messenger RNA from Rhopilema esculentum, 4505 nucleotides. RefSeq lists its product as uncharacterized. Gene Ontology annotation, cellular component: membrane. NCBI's taxonomy places the organism in Eukaryota, Metazoa, Cnidaria, Scyphozoa, Rhizostomeae, Rhizostomatidae. The record is from RefSeq and is a predicted model, not a curated record. Gene Ontology annotation, biological process: proteolysis. Gene Ontology annotation, molecular function: metalloendopeptidase activity; zinc ion binding.